Messenger RNA from Lachancea fermentati, 3345 nucleotides. Lineage: Eukaryota; Fungi; Ascomycota; Saccharomycetes; Saccharomycetales; Saccharomycetaceae. The record is from the annotation of a GenBank genome assembly.
AUGGAUCAGCAAUUUUUAUCUCAGUUGGAGCAGUUACUGGGAGCCAUCAUCCAGCCUAACUCUGCCUCUUUGAAAGAUGCCACUAAGGCUCUACAAUCACAGUUUUACACCCAACCUGCUGCUUUGCCUGCCUUGGUGCACAUUUUACAGAAUGGUAGCGAUGAUGGAUUGAAACAAUUGGCAGGUGUAGAGGCCAGAAAGCUGGUAACUAAGUACUGGGGUGGUUUAGAUGCGGGUGUUCAGUCUGAAAUCAAAAACUCACUUUUGAACUCUGCUUUCAACGAACCUAAGGAAAUUGUUCGCCACGCGAACGCACGUGUGAUUGCUGCUAUCGGUGCUGAAGAGCUAGAUGAAAAGAAAUGGCCUGAGCUUGUACCCAAUGUAAUCCAAGCUGCUUCUGGGGACGACACUAAAGUUUCUGAAACCGCCCUUUUCAUUUUGUUGUCUUUGCUCGACAAUAUGAACCCUGCAUUGAACUUGUACAUCGGUGACUUUCUGACUUUAUUCAGCGUGACCAUCUCUGAAGGCGCUUCUUUGGAAACCAGAUCUUUGUCUGCUCAGGCCCUCAACCAGGUGUCUAAUCUAAUUGAGGAGGAAGGUGAGAUUAAUCCCGAAUACGCCUCCAAAUUCGCCUCUUUGAUCCCAUCUGUCGUUAGUGUUCUGGAAGCAGUCAUCAAGGCCGACGAUUCUGUCAACACGAAACUUAUAUUCAACUGUUUGAAUGAUUUCCUGUUGUUGGAUUCGCAAUUGACCGGCAAUUCCAUCAUUGACUUGAUCAAAUUAGCGUUGCAGAUCGCCGUGAACGCUGAUGUCGAUGACGAUGCUAGAGUGUACGCCGUCCAAUUUGUUACUUCCGGCUUGUCUUUCAGAAAAUCGAAGAUCAUUCAGGCGAAGCUUGGCCCCGAUAUCACUGUCGCUGCUUUAAGAGUUGCAUCUGAAGAAAUCGAUAUUGAUGAUGAAUUAAACAAUGAAGAUGAAGCUGCCGAAAACGAAGAAAACACACCUUCUUUGACUGCUAUUAGGCUUCUAGCUUUCGCAUCUUCUGAAUUACCACCUUCUCAAGUUGCCGUACCAAUUAUUGAACAUCUCCCAACUAUGCUUCAAUCUUCAAAUCCUUUCGAAAGAAGAGCUAUUUUGCUAGCCAUCUCCGUCGCAGUCACUGGUUGUCCAGAUUACAUCUUGUCUCAACUUGACAAAAUCAUUCCAGCCACGAUUGCAGGGCUAAAAGAUAGUCACCCAAUUGUCCAAUUGGCAGCUUUGAAAUGUAUCUCUCAAUUGACCACUGAUUUGCAAGAUGAGGUUGCCAAGUUCCACGAGGAAUACUUGCCAUUGAUCAUGAACAUCAUUGAUUCUGCCAAGAAUGUCGUUAUUUACAAAUAUGCUACUGUUGCUCUAGAUGGAUUACUAGAGUUCAUUGCCUAUGAAGCUAUCUCUAAAUACUUGGAACCUUUGAUGAACAAGCUAUUUCACAUGUUAGAUACUAACACUUCAUCAAAAUUAAGAGCAGCCAUCGUUUCAGCUAUUGGUUCCGCAGCUUUUGCAGCUGGUGCCUCAUUUUUGCCUUAUUUCAAGACGUCCGUGCAAUACCUCCAACAGUUUAUUCAGAAUUCUGGUCAAAUUGAGGGUCUCUCUGAAGAUGACAUUGAACUAAGAGCUUUGACCUUUGAGAAUAUCUCAACUAUGGGUAGAGCUGUCAGAUCGGAAGCUUUCCACGAAUUCGCUGAACCAUUAUUGAAUUCGGCUUAUGAAGCAAUCAAAACCGAUUCUGCCAGACUGAGAGAGUCUGGAUACGCCUUCAUUGCAAAUAUGGCUAAGGUAUACGGCAGAGACUUCGCACCUUUCUUGGAGACAGUGUUGCCAGAAAUUUUCAAGACUUUAGAACAAGAAGAAUAUCAGUUCAACUUCGACGGAGAUGCAGAGGACCUUGCUGCCUAUGCGGAAGAUGCUGACGUCGAUGAUUUGCAACAAAAGUUCACUGUAAAUACCGGUAUUUCUUAUGAAAAGGAGGUUGCUGCUGCUGCUUUGUCUGAGUUGGCUCUAGCUACAAGAGAAAGCUUCUUGAAGUACGUCGAGCCAUCUUUGAAAGUGUUGAAUGAACAGGUAAACGAAUCUUAUGGUUUGAGAGAAACUGCGCUACACACUUUGUGGAACAUUACCAAGGCGGUUCUUUUGACUGCCAACGUCGAAGAAGAAAACUACCCAGUUGGGGUUCCAUCUGGUUCCUAUGUGGAUAACAGUGUCUUGGCAGUUGUGCAAAAUGCUAGAGAAACUUCAUUGGACAACUUGACGGAUGAGUUCGAGACUUCCAUGAUUAUCACCAUCUUGGAAGAUUUUGGCGAAAUGAUCAAAAAAUUCGGUCCUAUUGUUAUCAUUGACAACAAUGACUCUUCUUCUUUGGAAAGACUUUGCGUCGAGGUCUUGUCCGUUUUAAAGGGUACUCACGCCUGUCAAACCAUUGACUACGAAGAGGAUGUGCCAAAGGACGAAGAUACUGAUGCAUCAGAGACUGAAGCCGCUCUCCUAGAUUGCGCUCUGGAAGUCUUGGUGGGUCUUUCAUAUGCUCUAGGUGCAGACUUCGCCAAAAUCUUUGAAAACUUCAAGCCUGUCGUCUUGGCUUUGUUUCAAUCCAAAUCUAAAAACAAGAGAUCCGCAGCAGUUGGCUCUGUUUCUGAGAUUGCACUUGGAUUGAAGGAGAGUAACCCAUUUGUCCAAGAAUUGCUGGAAGGUUUGAUAAUUAGAUUGACCACGGACAAGUCACUCGAGGUCAGAGGAAACGCUGCCUAUGGUGUUGGUUUAUUAUGCCAGUACGCCAGCUUCGACAUUUCCGCAAUCUACGAGCCAGUCCUCAGAGCCAUGUACGAACUUCUCAGUACUGCUGACCAAAAGGCGCUUGCAGCUGAGGAUGACGAAGCUACUAGAGAAAUCGUUGACCGUGCGUUUGCCAACGCUACUGGUUGCGUUGCUAGAAUGACUUUGAAACAUGAAAACCUUGUUCCUUUAGAGCACACUUUACCAGCCUUAUUGAAUCACUUACCUCUCAAGACCGGGUUCGAGGAGUAUGACCCAAUUUUCGAAUUGAUUAUGAAGCUUUACCAAUCUAACAACAACAUGAUAAUCAAUGAGACACCAAGAGUAGUCGAUUUCUUCGCUGCAGUUUUCACCAAGGAAGCUGAGAGAAUCAAACUUGAACAAGAGUCUACAUUGGGAAGGGAGGAAAAUAUGGACAGAAUGAAACAAUUCCAGACAAAGGAAAUGGAGCAGAAGGUUGUAGACUUGCUCAAAUAUCUAAACACUACAUAUGGCGUAGUGGCACAGAAGCCUAUUUUGGCUCAAACGAUUGCAUGA